Molecule: messenger RNA, 1059 nt
Organism: Ceratosolen solmsi marchali
Lineage: Eukaryota; Metazoa; Arthropoda; Insecta; Hymenoptera; Agaonidae
Product: ribokinase
Exons: 7
Coding region: 105-1031 (308 amino acids)
Biological process (GO): D-ribose metabolic process
Cellular component (GO): cytosol
Molecular function (GO): ribokinase activity
Source: RefSeq, a predicted model, not a curated record
AUUAUAACUGUCAACUACAAUUUAUUGUGGGACAGAUUUUAUAGUUUUUUAAUUAGAUAUCUACGAUAUAUUUAUUUAAAAUUUUUAAUUUAUAUUGUAUUAAAAUGACUAAGACAAUUGCUGUAGUCGGUUCUUGUAUGAUUGAUUCAAUUGUAUAUUCAUCUCGUUUACCAAAGCCAGGUGAAACACUUUUAGGUAGUAAAUAUGAGCAAGGCUUUGGAGGCAAAGGUGCAAAUCAAUGUGUUACCGCUGCUAGGCUUGGUGCAUCAACAAUAUUUAUUACUUCAUUAGGAUCAGAUAAAAUUGGACAAUCAUAUUUAGAAAAAUUAAAACAAGAAAAUAUUGAUAUUUCGUAUGCAAAAAUCCAAAAUAAUAGCCAUACAGGUGUUGCUCAAAUUAUAGUUACAGAGACAGGAGAAAAUUCAAUUGUAAUUGUUCAAGGUUCUAACGCAUUAUUAUCUGUAAAGGACGUAAUAGAUGCAAGACAAAAAAUUCAAUCUGCAUCUGUACUUCUCUGUCAGUUUGAAACAUCAUUAGAACCCAUAUUAGAAGCAUUAACAAUAUAUCAGGGACAUGGAACAUCAAUCGUUAAUGGUGCACCAGCUGUAAGCAAUGUAGACCCAAAUAUUUUCAAAUUAUCCGAUAUAUUUUGUGUCAAUGAAACAGAAGCAGAAAUUAUGACUGGAAUACAAUGUAUAACAAUAUCAAAUGCACAGAAGGCUAUAGAUAAACUGUUUUCUCUGGGCUGCAAUACUGUUAUUAUAACAUUUGGAGCUGAAGGAGCAGUUCAUGCUACUCAAAAUAAUAAAAAACUUGUACAUACAUCUACAGAAAUUUUAAAAGCAGUGGAUACUACGGGAGCUGGAGAUGCUUUUUUAGGUGCUUUAGCUUAUUAUAUAACAUAUCAUUCAAAUUUAUCAUUAGAAGAAUGUAUUAGAAGAUCUAAUAGAAUUGCUGCCCAAAGCGUUUUAAAAGCCGGAACUCAAACAAGCUUACCAUAUAGAAAAGAUUUACCAAUUGAACUGUUCUAAAUAUAUUGUAAUAAUUGAAAAUCUUUAA